AUGGUGAUCUAUGAUGAAGCAGAUCGAUUAUUCGAAAUGGGAUUUGACGUCCAGCUACGAGAGAUUUUGAGUCGUCUACCCUCAACUCGUCAGAAUUUACUCUUCUCCGCGACGCUUCCGUCAACAGUAGCCGAAUUCGCGAAAGCUGGACUUGUCAAUCCUUUGCUGAUCCGACUGGACACAGAGCACAAGGUCAGUCCAGAUCUCGACUUACGAUUCUUAUCAGUCAAGCCGACGGAGAAAGACGCUGGCCUACUGGUCACCCUUCGCGAUGCAAUCAAGAUCGGCAGUGGUAGCGACAAGGAGGAUAAUCAGCCCCAAGCUAUCGUCUUUGUGUCGACAAAACAUCACGUCGAUUAUGUCUCAGAACUACUCAAGGCUGCUGGUUACCGCACGUCACAUAUCUAUAGCUCUUUGGACCAGAUCGCCCGACAACAGCAACUACAUCAGUUUCGAAAACGGUUUACCGACGUCUUGGUAGUCACCGAUGUUGCCGCCCGAGGUCUGGAUAUCCCUAUCAUGGAUCACGUCAUCAAUUACGAUUUUCCACCCGGUCCAAGAGUUUUCGUUCAUCGUGUCGGUAGAACGGCGAGAGCAGGAAGGAAAGGCACUGCCUGGUCUCUGGUCACUCGAGACGACUGGCCGUAUUUGUACGACUUGCAGACGUUUUUAGGCUCCUCAAGAAUGGGCAACGAUGCAGACAUGCUCAAGGCAUUUCCCCAAGACAGCAUCAGCGAAAAUAUAGAGUAUAUACUAUCCGGCCUCGACGAAGUCGCUCCUCAUCUUCAAGAUCAACGUGAAGUCAUGCGCAAAGGUCAAGCUAUGUUCGAGCGAUCGCGUGGCAAAGCUUCUGCCGGCUCAUAUCGUAAAGCCAAAUCGUUAGGCCAUCUCUUCAGCGGCUCAACAUUCACACUGCCCAUCGAUCCCAGCCUUGUGGACUCCAGAAAUUUAUCCACUAUUGCCGCUAGAAACCGUCUUGUCGCCUCUAUUGCUGCUUAUGCUCCAAAUGAGACAGUUCUUGAGCUUGGCAGGCGAGGUGAGACAGACAAUUCGAUUCUUAUGCAAAAACGUCGCAAGCUUGUCAAUAGCCGCAAGAAAAUUGCAGCAGAGGAUAUGAGCGCUGUUGACGACAAAUCACGAUCAAGCGAUGACAAGGAAGAUAUGUCUAUGGCCAAAUCUUUUCGUGAUCCUCAUUUUUUCAUGGAUCACUCGCAAAGUGGCGCUGCUUCAGAAAGAGGUUACUCCUUGCAAAGUGGUGUGUCACUUCCUGAAGCUCUAUCUGCUACAACCUUGGACAUGACUGCCGAUGAAGGGUCAAACGCCAGGGCCCAAAAAGCCAGUCAGCUCAGCUGGGAUCGCAAGAAACGUAAAUUCGUCAAAACUACGGUUGGUGCCGAUAACAAGAAGAUGAUACGGUCGGAAAGCGGAGCUCUUCUUCCUGCAACUUAUAGCACGGGCCGAUACAAUAUCUGGAAAUCCAAAAAGCGUACGACAUCCUCAUCUGAUCUGCAAAAUAGUAACAAUCAAGGGCAGGUCGAUAAGAUACGGGGUAGAACUGUGGUCGAUAUUCCAGGUGCGAAGACUGUUCCGCAUGGCGGUACCGGUCUUCUUUCCGCUCGAGCCAUCCGACAGCAGCGGGAACAGAAAUUAAAGGUGUGUGCCAAGCGAUAUCAAAUGGCAUAA
Messenger RNA from Kwoniella mangroviensis CBS 8507, 1683 nucleotides. RefSeq lists its product as uncharacterized. Gene Ontology annotation, molecular function: RNA binding; RNA helicase activity; ATP binding. The transcript has 5 exons. Lineage: Eukaryota; Fungi; Basidiomycota; Tremellomycetes; Tremellales; Cryptococcaceae. Bases 1 to 1683 code for a protein of 560 amino acids. Gene Ontology annotation, cellular component: nucleus. The record is from RefSeq and is a predicted model, not a curated record.